Molecule: messenger RNA, 7538 nt
Organism: Taeniopygia guttata (zebra finch)
Lineage: Eukaryota; Metazoa; Chordata; Aves; Passeriformes; Estrildidae
Gene: RIMS1
Product: regulating synaptic membrane exocytosis 1
Biological process (GO): regulation of membrane potential; regulation of synaptic vesicle exocytosis; calcium ion-regulated exocytosis of neurotransmitter
Cellular component (GO): presynaptic membrane; cytoskeleton of presynaptic active zone
Molecular function (GO): transmembrane transporter binding; small GTPase binding
Source: RefSeq, a predicted model, not a curated record
AAUUUUAUUACUCUUUAAAGUCCUCAUUAAGGAACAAAUGAGAUUUAAUGAAGGAGUAAGAGACUGGUAGUAGUUUUCAUGUGGAGAAACAGAGUGAUAUUUUAAGUACUGACCUCUAAUCUUUAGCUAUCAAUUGUAAGUGAUCAUAUUCAUGCUAAUAAUGCUUGGUUGACAUUGUAUUUCAGGCAUUCCAUUUUGUUGUCAAGUUUAGAACUAAGCAAAAGCUUGUUUCCUUGUGUCUACCAAAUGAUGUCUUAGUUACUACUCUGGUUGUCAGUCUGAGGAUCAUAAAAAUUCAACUUACAAGAAAACAAGGUAGUUUUACAAGGUCCUGAAUAAUACACAUAGUUUCUGUAAAAAAACUCACAGAAGUAAUUGUUACAGAGAAGACCAAAGUAGUGAUCCAUAUUCCAUUACAGAAACAGAGCUGAUCAGGACACUAUUGAUCAGGAAUGGAUAAACAACCUUAAGUGUAGAGGAAAAGGUAAAGUUUAUUUUAAACAGUGUUAUAAUUCACACUGGCACGAAAAAAUGUGAAAAAAUAACAGGCUUCUUGGUGGGUAUGUUCUGAAGGGGAGAGCAACUUUGUGUAGCUUUAGAGUGGAGAAGAGGCAUAGUUAUUUUCACUUGAGACAAUACUAACUAAAUAAUAGCAACUUGAGGGCAUGCAGACUUUAGAAAGUGAUUACAGUUAAGACUGUAGGCUUCUGUAAUUUUUGGGCAAGGGAUUUUUUUUUUAUUACAGUCGUAUUCAAGGAAGACAUAGUUGCAUUUAUUUCCUUUGCAACCCUGUCAGCAAUAUUUCUUAGAACGCAAGAUUGGAAUACUGCUGUAUUGAAAGGUCUUGAGAUGUUUCAAUAUUGAAAAUUAGUCCUGUACAGGUGUGCCUGUGUGUGUUUUCAAGACAUUACAAUUUAAUAGUAAUUUCUCUAACUUAUGCUACUAAAGAAGUGGUUUUGAUUUUUCUUGUAUUAACGAAUGAUUUUAUAAAAGGACCUAACCCUGUGAAGAUGUUUUGGCUCAGUGACUAAAGCAGUGAAAUUCUAAGCCAUGGUAAGGACAAUUGUGUAUUCUCAAUAUGUCAUUCUGUGCUGGGCUGUAAGAGAUUUGCAUCACUGUUUUUUUAUUUGCAUCGUGUUUGGAACUGUGCAAUCAUUAAGAGGGAUGGGGAUUCUUCAUUGACUUUGCUUUUUAGCUGUUUCUAUAAGAACUUUGUGAUGUAGUUUCAUGGUUUUAAAAUUAUAUUUCUGUAUAAAGGAUACAUCUCUGAUAUUUACUCAGUCCGUCCUCUGUCACUGCAGCUACUGAACGUCAUGGGAAUUCUUGCUUGAAUAAAAUUUGAGGGUGGGUUUCUACACUUUUGCAUAAUGGUUGAUCUUGUAUUGACCAAGGAAGUGGGUCCAGCAGACAGUAGGGAUUCUAUUAUUACUCUAGCAAGUAAAUAACAAAAGAAAAUACAACUGUUGAAAUUUAUGAACCAGCAAUAUAAAUCUGCAAUGGUUGUAGUGUAGCAACAAUCUUUCGGGGCUAAUUCAAGCAAAACAGGUCUUACUCCCUCUAUCUACCUCUGAGUCUUCACAGCAUUGCUUCUUUUUCAUAGCUUUGACAAUGUAGUUUCCUAUUUCAAAGUCACAUAAUGAGAGUAAGGUUUGUGAUGAUAGCAGUCUGCUUCCAUGUAAAGAGCAUCUGCAAUCCUGACUGCAGCAGUGUGGUUGUGUGUGUUUCCAGUGGCAUCUGGUUGCAGCAGUAGGGCUCACGUGGUGACACCGAGCAAAGCAAACGUGCAUCCAGCAUUAGGUGUUGCUGUACCUUAGCUCAUCAUGGGAAAAGCUUUCUACAGCACUUGUAUGGAAGGGGAAGUGCACAUGUGUGUGUGUGCUGCUGCUGUCACAUGAGGGAAAACUACAUGAAGACUCUGCUGGGACUGAAUGGAGAUUACAUGUAUAAAGUUCAUGUGAUAUUUGUACAAUGGUGACGUUGCAGAGGAACAAAGUAUUUUGAUGUCCAGUAUUUUUUUAAAAAAUAAGAAUCAGAAUUUCAUACAGAAAAUCAGUAUGUUGUCAAAUAAUACACUGAGUUGCAAGUAUCUUUUUAUAUUUAACCCAUUUAAAAUAGAAAUAGAAAAAUAGAAAUGCUAGUGAAAACAGUUCUGUAUUUGUAUAGUUGAUCAUUGAAAUGUCAUUACAGUGAGAGUAUGGUUGUGGUAAUGGUAAAAGAUCAAGCCUUUUCAGUCAAAAUUUUUUUCAAAUCUAUCAGUAUAAAAAUUGAGUGCCAGAAGAAAAAGAAUAAGUCCUUUCAGUUUUAGAUUUCAACCUAUCAGUGUUGUUUUGUCUCCAUAUUUCUGGUUUUAUUUUUAAAUUAUUAGGUGUCACAGCAUAUUUUGAGGCAGCUUGUGGAAUCUUUACUCAUGCUGGAGACUAUUUUUCUUAACACUGCUAACUUUCACAAAUGAGUUCAAGCCUCAUAAGCUUUUAUGUUUUCCUUAAAAAUUGAUUUUUAAUAGUCCAAUGGUUAUUGACUAUUAUCGAUUUCAGUUAAUAGAAAAUAAAUUUGUAACACUCAUUAUUGCAGAAGAGGCUUCAAAUAGUGCUGUGUAGUUUAGAAGGAAGUAAGAGUGAUAUUUAAAACAAGAUUUUUAUGUAAUUCAUAAAUUUGGGUGUGAUGAUGUUUCUCUAGCAGAAUACUUAAAGACUCCACAAUCUGGUUCUCUGUAACAUCAUUGUUCCUGUUAAUUUUAAAGAAAAGGUCAUAGGCUUUAUUAUUUGUCAUUGUUUAUCAUUUUAAUUUUCUACAUUACUUUUACAUAUGCUGGAGUACUGCCUACUGUACCUGCCAUUGUCACAUGUAACACAUUUCUUUAUCUAACUUUAAAUUUGCUGAUUUCUUUUUCUGUUUCCAUCAUUCCACGCAUUUAAUUCAUUGAAGAGCAAGAGAAUUUUAACUCUCCCACAAAAGGUAAAUAUUUUUGUAAUUUUUUACAAAUGUUUGGCAACUGUUGAUACUGGGUUUUCCUUCAUUAUACUCCAUGUCAGUGUAUAGGUUUUAGUUAACAGUGUUAACAUAUAAAAAGGUUGUUUCUCAAAUAUCCCUAUGCUAUCUGAUGCCCCUCUUUAGAAUCGGACAAUGGUUUCUCUAAUGAUUUCUCAUGCUCAUAUUGAAAUGCAAUAUACUGGAUUUAACAGAGGUAAUAAUGAUAUUUUACUUGGGUCAGAAGGUGCUUGAUUGAGUUAAUGUUCACACAAAGACUUAAUAUUUUUCCUAAAGUGUUCUUGAAUUCUGCACAGCACAUGCUUUUGGUGAUGCAGCCAUGGUCCAUGGCAGCUGUGAAGGAUGUUCCUAGAUGUGGACUUAGGAAUAGUUUAAAGGUGAUGGUCAGAAACUAGUUUUUGUAUGCUGAGACAGUCUGAAGAAUAAGCUGUUUUCUAUUUGCAUGUCAGUCCCAUGUCAGAAAGUUACUCCUGUUGUAGGGGAGCUUUUAGGGGCAGAUAUACAGUGCUCACCUCCUAUGAAUUUGUGCCUGUGACACCAGAGAAUCAGUGAGUUUCAAACAACAGGUAUCUAAAGCUGUCCCACAAAAUGAAAACUGUAGUCUGUUAUGUUUCUAUCCAAGCCAUAUUGCAGAAAAGUCCUAUUUUUUUUAACCUUUUAUCUGAAAGUAGGAAUUACCUCAAAAUCCAAAUGAAGCUUGUAGAGCAAAAAAAUUUAACAACUCACUCCACCUUUUAUGUUGAAAUCAAGGUAUUAUCCUACAUAAAUAUUACUAGCACUGAUUAACCUUUUCUAACCUUUAUUCCUGAGUCCUGCUCAUCUUGGGAAAUUCUGGUCUGAAUACAGGCUUGGGUGGGUCACAGCCAACUGUGAGUUGAACUUGAAUCAAAGUAUUUCCUGCAACUACUUUACUUUUUGAAGGGAUGAAAGCUUAGGUAAAAAUAAAGCAACUUUUCCACUAGGUCUGAACUCCAACACCCAUGUCAAACAUGUUUCCAUGAUAAUGUUAAAAAGAGAUUAAAAAGAAAUAUGUAACUUAGGUGUUAGCAAUUAUAUGUUAUUUUUGCAGUGUUUAGAAUAUUCUAUGAAAUGUCUUAAGAAAGUGCUAAGAGUGGUUAACUUUACAAAUUAUUUCUGUCUCAGUAUUUAUAUUUCUCUCAAACAGGACAGUACAAAUCAAUCUUACCUGUUUGUUGAUUAUGCCUCUGUCAAGAUUUGGGCUGCAGUGGAUAUUUUUUUGUUUAAAACAAUGGACUUUAUGCAGACAAACUAGACUGUCUCUAACAGCAAGCUUAGUAGUGGAGGAGCGAACGAGACAGAUGAAAAUGAAAGUGCACCGUUAUAAUCAGACAUCAGGGUCUGGUUCUAGCCAAGAACAUGAGCGUGAGCAAUAUACCAAGUAUAAUAUACAAACAGAUCAGUACAGAAGUUGUGAUAACGUCUCUGCCAAAUCAUCAGAUAGUGAUGUCAGUGAUGUGUCAGCCAUUUCCCGAACCAGCAGUGCCUCUCGCCUCAGCAGCACAAGUUUUAUGUCAGAGCAAUCUGAGCGCCCUCGGGGCAGGAUCAGUACAUUUACUCCUAAAAUGCAAGGCAGACGGAUGGGGACUUCAGGGAGAAUCACUAAGAGCACAAGCGUGAGCGGAGAGAUGUAUAAGCUGGAGCACAUUGACGGGAGCCAGUCGGACACGGCUGUCGGCAUGGUUGGAACAGGUGGGAAGAAAAGGCGUUCCAGCUUUAGUGCCAAAGUGGUUGCCAUAGUGUCUCGAAGGAGCAGAAGCACAUCUCAACUUAGUCAAACAGAGGCUGGCAGCAAGAAGCUAAAGAGCACGAUACAGAGAAGCACAGAAACAGGAAUGGCAGCAGAGAUGAGAAGUCGUAUGGUUCGACAGCCAAGUCGAGAAUCCACUGAUGGCAGCAUAAAUAGUUAUAGCUCCGAGGGCAACUUAAUAUUUCCUGGAGUACGGCUGGGCGCUGACAGUCAGUUCAGUGAUUUCCUUGAUGGACUGGGACCUGCACAGUUAGUAGGACGACAAACACUAGCAACCCCUGCCAUGGGUGAUAUCCAGAUUGGAAUGGUGGAUAAAAAAGGCCAGUUAGAAGUAGAAGUCAUUAGAGCCCGUGGCCUCACACAAAAACCUGGCUCCAAAUCUACCCCAGCUCCGUAUGUUAAAGUGUAUUUACUGGAAAAUGGAGCAUGUAUAGCUAAGAAGAAGACAAGAAUUGCAAGGAAGACACUUGAUCCUCUGUACCAACAGACACUGGUUUUUGAGGAAAGUCCACAGGGUAAAGUCCUUCAGGUAAUAGUCUGGGGAGACUACGGCCGAAUGGACCACAAAUGCUUCAUGGGAGUUGCCCAGAUCCUUCUGGAGGAACUGGAUCUGUCCAGCGUGGUAAUAGGCUGGUAUAAAUUAUUUCCACCUUCAUCGCUAGUGGAUCCAACAUUGACUCCCCUGACACGUAGGGCUUCCCAGUCAUCUCUGGAAAGUUCAACUGGGCCUCCCUGCAUUAGAUCAUAGUAGCAGGUGCUGUCUAUUCAAAAACAUCACCCAGGAUAACAAUUGGAACCAGAUAUUCACACCGUCAGGAAACACUGUUGGAGAGAGACAAUCACUUCUGUUUUUGCUUGUAGUAGUUAUCUAAACAAAUGUCUGUCUGUUGAGAGAUGGCUUAAAUUGACAGAACAAAGGUAUAUCACAUACAGCUAAUCUAUUAGCAGCUAUCACUGAUGCUUAUAAUGAUAAAAAAAAAAAAAAAAAAAAGAGAAAAGAAAGGAAAAAGAAAAAAGAGAGAGACAUUUAAAUUCGACCUAAGUCAAAGAUGACCCAAACUGGAAGCUCUCACUCUGUUAACAAUGUUGUUUUUUCACAUUUUGAGAGAGCCCUCAAGCAAUGUUACCUUCCUGGUGUUUCAACAGUUUUUCUGUACUUGUCACUUCCACUAGUUUUUUUGCCACGUGAUUCUGAUAGUUUUGUAGAAGUCCUCACAAUGCUAACAGAGACCCUUCCUUUCUUCUUCUAAACCAAACAAAAAAGGGCUGAAGCAUAUCUCUGUAAGCAUCGUUAAAGUGUUCAGCAGCCACAAUUACAAUUCCAGUGAGUUCAAAUUGUUCCUCAGUUCUGCUACUUACAAGUCUUUCACGUGGGAACCCAGAAUAAAUGACCAAUCUAAGUUAUAUUCUUAAAAAUAAAAAUCAUCACAGUGCCACUUUUUAUUUGUAAAAAGCAGAUAUGUUUGCAUUAUAUAUAUAUAUAUAUAUAAAAUAAUUUUUCGGUUUAUGAUGUUUUGCAUGGAAGAAUUUUGAAGAAUUCUGCAACUACUGCUGGGGACUGGUAUAAAGCAGCUUUAGUCUUAAUUUUGACAUUGAAUAUGUUACUGGUAAUGCAAUUUUCCUCCUAGAAUUGGAGAGGAAAUACUUAUGUUUCUGUGUAUAAAUGUAUAUUUGACUUCCCAAAAUGUUGACCAGGAAUGAAUUGAGCAUAUGACACUUUCAGCUGUACCCAGGCUUCUCUGAUGUGUGUCACUUCAGACGCACCUGUCUGCCCUGGAUAGAGCAUGGUAUGAGUUCUUCAAUGUUUCACUGGAGAUUCCAGUUGAAAUAUUCUGCACUUACUAAUGUUUUUACCAAAUUUUAGUUUACAUUUCUUUGAGAUUGAUGCAAGCACAAGGCUUGAUUUUUUAACGCAAGAUAUCUUACUUUUUGAAGAAAAAAAAAAUCAAAUUUCAAUUUGCUUUUUAUUCAUUUGAGUUCUUCUUGGCCUUGAAUCCCUUGUGAUAUUCUGUAAAUGUGCGAAGAACUGCAGAUUCCUGCAGGUGCAUUGAUAUGUUUCCCCUCCUUUUACAGGCCAUUCAAUUUUGUGAUCACACAAAUAGAGCAGCAUGACUUGGAACUGUUCAAAGCUGCAUGCACGUUUUGUAAAAAGAGAUGAAAAAGGUUAUUUAAUAAUGUAUGUUAGUUCCACAUAGGCCAGCUUGUAUGUUGCAUGUACUUGUACAGUUUGCUCGUAAUUACUAUACUGAAGUAACCAAGAAAUCUAAGCCAUCCAUUUUUCUUAUAGACAUUUUGCAGGUUUUAGCCAGGCUAGGUCUGUGGGUCUGGUGCUAAAUGUCUAUAGAUGGACUUUAUUUUUUACCCUAUGGAAAACGUGAUGUAGUACGGACCAAAUUCCUUCUAAUAACUAUUUUGGUGUAGAUUCCUACUGUGGGGCUGUAACACAUGUAGAAACUGUGUACACACUAGGUUUUAAUUCAUAGACAUACUGCCUGCACCAAGUGAACUAUUUAUUAUUACUCAACACAUGGGAAUUAUUCUGCCCAUCUUUCCAUAGGGCACAGAUUGGUUACUGCUCGACCUGCUGAGCAGGAAGAACUCAAGCAUUGGUGCACUACUACUAGAUCCUGUUCUGUCUUAGUGGACAAAAACCAACUAGCUAUAAUUCAAUAGUAUCUUUCUAUUUUGACCACUUGUCUUAACACUCCCCUGUGCUUUUAAAUGAACUUCCAACUCAUGUUAUGUAAACAUGUUUAAUAAAAUUUCCUUUUCAUGUCCAGUA